UCCUCAAGGGAAGGAACUGGGUCCCAUGAGGAUUGGGAAUAUGAGAUUGCGUUGCGAGCCAUUUAUCUGCAGAAUCUCUCCCUGUAAGCCACCCAUUGCCAUUAGAACCUUCAAGCUAAAUUGGACCGUCCCCACAAGCAGCAUCAGCGUUUAAAAUGCCCACUUUGAAUUUGUUCACGAAUCUCCCGGUUGAUGCCGUGGUGGCUGCUGACAUCCUCAAGGACGCAUCGAAAGCCGUUUCUAAAAUUCUCGGGAAAUCUGAAUCUUAUGUGAUGAUCUUGCUGAAUGGUAGCACGCCAAUCGUAUUUGCUGGCACGGAAGAGCCAACCGCGUAUGGAGAAUUGAUAUCUAUCGGAGGCCUUGGACCAAGCGUGAAUGGAAAACUUAGCUCAACAAUUGCUGAGAUUAUUCAGACUAAGCUCCAUAUUGAUAGCUCCCGUUUCUAUAUCAAAUUUUCCGAUGUUCAGGCCUCGUUCUUCGGAUACAACGGCUCAACAUUUUGAUCAGUAUUUUGUAGAAUGAACGCUAGAAUGCUGCCAGAUAUGAAAAGUAUGGAGUAGUUAGAUUAUAUGAAAGGUUGGCUGGAACAAUAUUCUUUGCCCUUUCUAAACUAUUUGAUCUGGAUGUAACAUACAUGAAUUUAUUGAAAAUAAUCAUUUGGCAUCU
Molecule: messenger RNA, 666 nt
Organism: Cucurbita moschata (crookneck pumpkin)
Lineage: Eukaryota; Viridiplantae; Streptophyta; Magnoliopsida; Cucurbitales; Cucurbitaceae
Product: macrophage migration inhibitory factor homolog
Exons: 3
Coding region: 156-503 (115 amino acids)
Molecular function (GO): phenylpyruvate tautomerase activity
Source: RefSeq, a predicted model, not a curated record